AUGAGAGAAAUAGAUACCCAAACACAAGAAAAAAAUUGUCAAAUUUCCAAAGAUUUAAAUACUUAUACAAAUAAUAUUCUAAUAUUUAAGAAUAAUGUAAAACACAUAGAAGCUCCAGUUUUAGCAAUAUAUCCUAUAACAAUUAUAUUAGGAACUCUUUAUAAAUUAAACAACAAAACUCGUGAAUCCUAUUUUUCUCAUAGUUCAAAUAUAUUUAAUAUUGUUUUUGUUAAAUUAGGAUGGUUUUGGACAACCAUAGUAUUUUUAUAUCAUUUAUCAAGAAUUGGACACAAAAAUAUACUAAAAGCAUGCUUAAGAUGGUUACUUGUAACACUAUGGUGGUUUUUUAUUACGCAAUGGUUUUUUGGUUCUUCAAUUAUGGACCGAAUUUUUAUAUGGACAGGAGGAAGCUGUAAAUUUUAUGAUUUAAAACUAAGUAAAAUUUAUGAAAAUUCUGUACAUUCUUCAAUGAAAUGCAAAUUAGCAGGUGGAAAAUGGACAGGAGGAUAUGAUUUUAGUGGCCAUGCCUUUCUUUUAACACAUGCAUCACUUUUUUUAUGGUCAGAACUUUUACUUGCAUUAAAUUUUAACCCAAAAUGUGCAAAACAAUCACAAACAAUAAUUAUCAUUAUUUUAUUAUUUUUAUGGUGGUAUAUGCUGCUUAUGACUGCAUGUUAUUUUCAUACAUUAAUGGAAAAAAUAACAGGAUUAAUUAUAGGAUAUUUCACAUGGGCAAGUAUUUACUUUUUUGGAGCUAAAAAUCCUAUUGGAAAGAAAGUUCUUGGACUUUUAAACUAA
Molecule: messenger RNA, 798 nt
Organism: Pneumocystis jirovecii RU7
Lineage: Eukaryota; Fungi; Ascomycota; Pneumocystomycetes; Pneumocystales; Pneumocystaceae
Exons: 4
Coding region: 1-798 (265 amino acids)
Biological process (GO): phospholipid biosynthetic process; lipid storage; lipid droplet organization
Cellular component (GO): endoplasmic reticulum membrane
Source: RefSeq, a predicted model, not a curated record